UACAGCGAGCGUGGUCACGGGGAUGCAGUCAAACCGAGACUAUAUAAACGCUAUGUAGAUGACACCUUCACAAUACUCCCCACUGAACAUAUACCUGCAUUUUUAGAACAUCUUAACUCCAUACAUAAAAACAUCCAAUUUACCAUGGAGUUAGAAACUAACAACCGUCUAGCCUUUCUUGACAUUUUAAUAAUGAGGGGACGGGAUGGCAUGCUCAACCAUACAGUGUAUAGGAAAGCCACUCAUACUGAUAGGUACCUCAAUGGUGAAUCUCACCACCACCCUUGCCAACUAGCUUCUGUCGGUAAAUCUUUGUUUCAGAGAGCCCGCCACCUCUGUGAUGCUGCCCACCUCAGCGGGGAACUGCAGCAUGUCAAGUGGGUACUACGUAACAACAAGCUGCAGGCGCCUCCACAGCAUCACAGGAGUCGAACGAAGCCACACACAGUUGAAAGACAACCGGCCUACCUACCAUAUGUGAAGGGAGUUACUGACAGAAUUGGAAGAAUCCUAAGACGAGCUUCAAUUAAAACUAUAUAUAAGCCGCACAAGAAGAUAAACCAAUUCUUGAGACCAAUUAAAAGUAAUAUUCCUCUACAAGAAGCAGGCGUGUACAAGUUAGACUGUGAUUGUGGUCUCUCAUACAUCGGCCAAACAAAAAGAAGCAUUGCUAACCGACUGAAGGAGCACAUUGCGGAUAUCAAGCAUCGGCGUCACAAAAAGUCUGCGGUAUGUGAACACACACUGGACAACAACCACUUCAUAAGAUUUGACCAACCACAAAUCCUUGCCAGAGAAAAUAAAUUUUUUCCAAGACUUGUGCGCGAGGCUAUUGAAAUUAAAAAACAUCCAAAUUUCAAUAGAGAAGAUGGUUUGAAACUCUCUAACACCUGGGAUCCUGUUAUUAAGAAUUUAAAAUCCCAUGUCAAACGUACCAAAAGACUAGAAGACACGAUCAGCCAAUACUGCCAACAUCCGGAAAAAUACUCCACAUACCAACUACGGAGGAAUAGGUGGAGGUAGUUUACAAAUAACAAUUUUUGAAUGACCGUCAAGACGUACAACAUCUCAGUCUCCCCGUGACCACGCUCGCUGUAAAGUGUUCGAAACGUCGGGAAAAUAAUAUAAUGAUUAAA
Messenger RNA from Colias croceus (clouded yellow), 1136 nucleotides. RefSeq lists its product as uncharacterized. The transcript has a single exon. Lineage: Eukaryota; Metazoa; Arthropoda; Insecta; Lepidoptera; Pieridae. The record is from RefSeq and is a predicted model, not a curated record. The annotation marks the transcript as partial.